GGCACUACUACACCAUCCAACUGUUAACUUGCUGGGAAGAUAAGAAAAAGAGAGUUGAAGUGAAGGAGUUGCAGGAACAAUGGCCUCCUCCAUGAUCUCCUCCGCCACCGUCGCCACCGUCAGCCGAUCCACCCCUGCUCAGGCCAGUAUGGUCGCCCCCUUCACCGGUCUGAAAUCCACUUCUGCUUUCCCCGUCACCCGUAAGACCAAUGCUGACAUUACUUCUCUCGCUAGCAAUGGUGGAAGAGUUCAAUGCAUGCAGGUAUGGCCUCCAACUGGGAAGAAGAAGUUCGAGACACUCUCAUACUUGCCAGAUCUGAGCCCAGAACAAUUGGCAAAGGAGGUAGAUUACCUUCUCCGAUCUGGGUGGAUUCCUUGCUUGGAAUUCGACACGGAUUCGUGUACCGUGAGAACCACAGAUCACCAGGGUACUACGAUGGAAGGUACUGGACAAUGUGGAAGCUACCUAUGUUUGGAUGCACAGAUUCUGCGCAGGUGUUGAAGGAGCUUGAGGAGGCGAAGAAGGUUUACCCUAAUUCGUUUAUUCGGAUUAUUGGAUUUGACAACAAGCGUCAAGUGCAGUGCAUCAGUUUCAUUGCUUACAAGCCACCAAGCUACUAAGAUCUUUACGGAACCCUUUUGUUUUAGGGGGUUUGCUUGUUCAUUUGUAUUUAGGGUUUUUCUUUUCCUUUUGUUCUUGGUGAGAUAAUUUCUCUGGUGUUUUUGGGUUAUGAGUCUCGGGAUUUCCAGUGGAAAAAUUGAGAACUUAUGAAUAAAGAGUAGUUUUCUCAUGUCAA
This is a messenger RNA of Carica papaya (papaya), 797 nucleotides long. The record is from RefSeq and is a predicted model, not a curated record. Lineage: Eukaryota; Viridiplantae; Streptophyta; Magnoliopsida; Brassicales; Caricaceae.